CAUACAUGCAGGGCUACUGUGAUCACCCCUGCAGCAGCCGUAGACGUCUCUACACGGCUGGAAGCAGAGACAGACCGCCUCGCGACGACCAAUCAAGGGAUGACAGCUCAGCAAAUCUGGGAGUCUGUGAGUCAACAAUUUUAUCGACGCGACGACGGGAUGGUGAUCAGGGGUCUCACACGGCUCCAAGUGAUGGGGCGCGUACACCGAACACGCCGCAUGCACUUCGGGGGUAAUGUCCAUGGUGUCAUUGAUGUCCCACCUCUUGCGCUAGUCGCAGGGACCGAUUUGACGUUCUUCCAGUUCCAGCAUAUCUACCAUGAGGCUGGCCAACUUCAACGUAUUAUUGGAUGGGCACACCCGCGUCUGCUCGAGCUGCUCCGGUAUCCUGGCAUUCAGCUUUUUGUAGACGGCACAUUUUGUUCGGUGCCUCGCUCAUUUCACCAGUGUGUGGUUGUGAUGUUGCGAGAUGCCGCUAGUCGAGUCUUUAUUCCGGUGGUCUACGUUCUGACAACGAACCGCACCAUUCCGACGUACAACCGACUGUUCCGGUUCGUGGCGGAUGCAGCCGGGCAACCGCUUCGACCAGCACAAGUUGUGGUCGACUUUGAACAAGCCCUGAUUGAUGCGGUUGGUGAGAACUUUCCGACGGCGCGCGUAAUCGGCUGCUUCUUUCACUGGAAGCAGGCGAUUCGCCGUCGGAUGAUUGCGCUGCACCUCCCAGCAGGCACGUGCUCCCAGCACCAGGUCCAAUGGAACAACAAGACGUACGCGUAG
Messenger RNA from Phytophthora sojae, 777 nucleotides. RefSeq lists its product as hypothetical. The record is from RefSeq and is a predicted model, not a curated record. The transcript has a single exon. The annotation marks the transcript as partial. Lineage: Eukaryota; Oomycota; Peronosporomycetes; Peronosporales; Peronosporaceae.